This is a messenger RNA of Racocetra persica, 793 nucleotides long. Lineage: Eukaryota; Fungi; Glomeromycota; Glomeromycetes; Diversisporales; Gigasporaceae. The record is from the annotation of a GenBank genome assembly.
ACAUGAUCUUGUCAAAGUAUGGGAAAGCAUAGGGUACGGAGAUAUAGUUACAGAUACAAAUGACCUUGUACUCCAGGGUCAAUUUCUUCUAUGCUAUCCACCCGGUUCGACAUUUGAUUAUAGUAUAGAUAUUAUUUUUGAUAAGGUUAAUUGUUUGUACAAACUUGGAUAUAGACUUAAUAUACCUUUAUUUAGUGAAAUAAUAUUACUAUGUAUGAGAUUUAUUGACUUGAUUGGGAAUGAUAUACUCCAAAUAUGUUCUAAACUAAUGAAUCGUGUUGCAGAAGAUGUAUUAUUAGAUUUUUUAAGAUUAAGCAUGUUUUCAGAACAAGAUUUUACAUUGAAACUAGAAAGUAUAUUAAGAAGCACAUACGAAAAGAGAGAUAUUAAUAUACAAUUAAAAGAGAUAUUACCAUUUAAGAAGAACUUUCUAAAGUGGAUAUUGACAACAUAUAACACCACAUCAAACGUUGUUGAUAAAUACUUUAAUUUUAUUUUACAUCUACGAGUUAUCAUCAAUAUAUUCGAGGGAUCAUUUGCAAAUGGAAUGACUCUUGGAUUUUCCAUGCAGGAUAUCAAAAUGAUCAAAGAAUUAUUUCAUCAUUUUGUGUAUUCCGGUUGUAUAUUCAAAAAGGAGCAUUUGGAUAUUAUCCAAUUAUGUAAUGAUAAAGAUAUUUUACAUCUAUUUUUUGAUCAUUUUAUUAUCGGAACAACACAAUUACAAAAAGAGUGGCUAGAUACCCUAUCUUGCUUUGAGUGUAAAAAAUAUACAUUGGGUAAUUUCGAAUUCGAU